Messenger RNA from Poeciliopsis prolifica (blackstripe livebearer), 1021 nucleotides. Its product is annotated as homeobox protein CDX-1-like. Gene Ontology annotation, cellular component: nucleus. Gene Ontology annotation, molecular function: DNA-binding transcription factor activity, RNA polymerase II-specific; RNA polymerase II transcription regulatory region sequence-specific DNA binding. The record is from RefSeq and is a predicted model, not a curated record. NCBI's taxonomy places the organism in Eukaryota, Metazoa, Chordata, Actinopteri, Cyprinodontiformes, Poeciliidae. Gene Ontology annotation, biological process: cell differentiation; embryo development; anterior/posterior axis specification.
AUGUACGUUGGAUACUUACUGGAUAAAGAAAGCGUGUAUCACCAAGGACCAGUAAGAAGAUCAAGCAUCAAUCUUCCUCCACAGAACUUCGUUUCGUCUCCACAGUACCCCGAAUUUACAGGAUACCAUCAUGUGCCAAACAUGGACACGCACGCACAAUCCGGGGCCAGUUGGGGACCCUCAUAUGGCGCCCCGAGAGAGGACUGGGGUGCAUAUAGUCUUGGACCUCCUAACAAUCUUCCUCCCCCCAUGAACAACCCGUCCCCUGGACAAGUUCCUUACUGUUCGUCCGAGUACAGUCACAUGCACCCCCCCGGAGCUGCGGCGCUGCAGCCGCCGCCGGACAACGUUACUGUUGCACAGCUUUCUCCUGAGAGAGAAAGGCGCAAUUCAUACCAGUGGAUGAGCAAAACAGCACAAGCAUCUUCUACAGGUAAAACAAGAACGAAGGAGAAGUACAGGGUUGUGUACACAGACCACCAGAGGCUGGAGCUGGAGAAGGAGUUUCACUUCAACAGAUACAUCACCAUCAGGAGGAAAUCCGAACUGGCUGUCAACCUGGGUCUGUCGGAAAGACAGGUGAAAAUAUGGUUUCAGAACCGCAGAGCCAAAGAGAGGAAGCUGAUAAAGAAGAAAUUGGGUCAGUCCGACGGCAGCAGCGGGUCUGUGCACAGUGACCCGGGUUCGGUGAGCCCUCUGCCGGUGCCGGGCUCCCUCAGCCCCACGGAGAUCCACGGCUCUCUGUACCCUCCUCAGGGAAUGAACACCUUGCCGUCUAUCAGGAAUAUCCAGCAGGUGACUGUGACUCAGUAGAACCGUCCGAAUGUGGACCGUCCGGUCCGCCAUCUCUCCUAAAUUGAGCACUCCAACACGCUGACAUGCGGGACACUUGAUGGGCAGCAGAAGGAUCCGAACUCUCAACCCGUUUUGUUUGGUUUUGUUUUUUGUUUGUUUUGUUUUUUUAUUACAACGACAUGCUGGAGGCUCUUGAAAUAUUACUUUUGAUAGAAUAGUUCUAAUG